Molecule: messenger RNA, 984 nt
Organism: Stegodyphus dumicola
Lineage: Eukaryota; Metazoa; Arthropoda; Arachnida; Araneae; Eresidae
Cellular component (GO): extracellular region
Molecular function (GO): chitin binding
Source: RefSeq, a predicted model, not a curated record
AUUCUCACUCUCAAGAAGCAGAGUUAAGUUCCAGAAUCUUCUUUUACGUUACAGCUCUCUCAAUUUUAGACAAAAGGCAUUAUCAUGAAGCUUCUUGUUUUAAGUGCUAUGAUCCUAGCUGCAUCAUAUGCAGCCCCCAAGCGAGCAAAACGUGAGGCAUAUGCUCUCCCUGACGGUGCCGACCUCUUAAUUGGGCCAGUUAAAACAACAUUCUCUUGCUUCAACGAUGGCUAUUAUGCCGAUGUAGACAACAACUGCCAAAUCUUCCACGUCUGCCAUUCUGUCGAGACGGAGGAUGGUUCAAGGAAUACUCAGCAAUGGUCUUUCCUCUGCAGCAAUCAGACUGUCUUCAACCAGCUAACAUUAUCUUGCUCUGAUCCCGAAGAUGCCGUGCCCUGUCCACAGGCUACUAGCUUCUAUAGCAUCAAUGAAAGAAUCUACGCUGGAGAUCCCAAACUCAACUUUUUGACAGAAGAAGACAUUGAAAGAGCAGCACCUUUAUUGUACAGGAACACAGCUGACGUCCGAGUGGUUUAGGAACUUCAAGUACUAAGGGGUUAAAGGAACUGUGGGGUGCUUAUCCUAGUAAUAGACGGACGGACUGUACUUUGGAACUAAAUGUUGAGCAGAAGGGUGCUUGAAAAGCAGAGAUACAUGAAUAUUGUAUUGUAUGAUCUUGUGCAUCUUUCUACAGUUAUCUGAAGAACUUUUUUGUUACGUUUCUGUUACUCGUUUAUUUGUAAUUUUAAAUAUCAAAUUUGUAUUAUCCAUAGAAGGUUUGUCACCUAUAUGUGUUGUGGAAGACGUGGGUGCUACAACAAGAUUGUUUUUACUGCUACAUUUAUACUGUUGACAUUACAUACAUUUGUACUGUUUCAUUUGUACUGUUACAUUCAUUGUUACAGUGCUUUUGAUAAUUAAGCAUUCUUGUCAGUCCUUCCAUCCUAUGUUAUAGUCUAUAAAUAAAACUAUAUUUGCAAUUAC